GUAGUUUCGUGUUCUGCGAGAACUUCACUAUCUAUUCAACAUGCAGUUGUGUUUAAGAGGAACCUCCACUCAUUUCCUUGAAUGCCAAGGAUAUGAGACUGUAGGAGAAAUUAAGGACCGUAUUGCAUCUUUGGAAUCGCUUAAAGCAUCCGAAAUCAUUCUUUAUGCUGCUGGAGUCCCGGUUUCUGAUGAAAGCUUGGUAGCAGAUUUUGAAAAUGUUGACAUUGAAUUGACUGUUGGUUUGCCUGGUGGUAAAGUUCAUGGAUCUUUAGCUCGUGCAGGUAAAGUAAAGGGACAAACUCCAAAAGUAGAAAAACAAGAAAAGAAAAAGAAGAAGACUGGUAGAGCUAAGAGGCGUAUCCAAUAUAACAGAAGAUUUGUUAAUGUAGUUGCAUCUUUCGGACGCAGGAGGGGACCAAACUCCAACUCAGCCCCAGCCUCAUAAAUUCCUUUAACCUUUAUAUAUUAGCAACAUGUGUUGCAAUAAAUAAUAAAAAUCUUUUUCAGU
Diabrotica balteata is the source of this 508-nucleotide messenger RNA. NCBI's taxonomy places the organism in Eukaryota, Metazoa, Arthropoda, Insecta, Coleoptera, Chrysomelidae. The record is from the annotation of a GenBank genome assembly.